Molecule: messenger RNA, 2473 nt
Organism: Callorhinchus milii (elephant shark)
Lineage: Eukaryota; Metazoa; Chordata; Chondrichthyes; Chimaeriformes; Callorhinchidae
Gene: zcchc9
Product: zinc finger, CCHC domain containing 9
Exons: 7
Coding region: 167-1003 (278 amino acids)
Molecular function (GO): zinc ion binding; nucleic acid binding
Source: RefSeq, a predicted model, not a curated record
GCCUUUACACUGGGACUCCGGAAGCGGGUUCUUCUCUGUACAGCAUUUGGCUGCAAAGCUAGAUCUACAUAAAUGCUGGCCCGAGGGAGACCUAUAGCAGAUGUGUCCUUUGGACUGGAUGAUCACAAUAGCUGUAUGAUCAAAAUGGUGACAGGGGAAAAAAGCAAUGACUCGCUGGGCUCGUGCCAAUAAUGUUCACAGAAAGAAGCCCCUCGAAGCUACACCAUGGGCCCAGAUGAAACACGGUUGUGGUAAUGGUCCACAUGCUGCAAAGUCAAAAAAGAGACCAGAUCAAGAGUGGCCGCCAAACAAAAGAGGUGGUAACAAGGCAGAAACCUUUAAACCCAAAGAAAGUGACUGGUAUCACAAGAAAGAAGAGUAUCAGAGUGAGGAUGUCAAUGGGUUCAUGGAUUAUCUGAAGGAGACUGGUCAGGUUCUCCACAGGGGAACAGUGAUACCUGCCGUCAGUGAAACAGUAGCGAUUGACCCGGCACUUGCUCUGAAAAAGGACCAGAGACGAGAGGACAGAAGGCUGAAGAGGCAGGUUCAGAAGAAAAAUGCCAUGAUAUGUUUCCACUGCAGAAAACCUGGGCAUGGGAUGGGAGAUUGCCCAGAAAUGGACAUGGGAGAACAAGAGGUGGCUAGUGGUAUAUGUUAUCGAUGUGGCUCCACAGAACAUGAGAUUCUGAAGUGCAGAGCAAAAAUUGAUCCUGCUCUAGGAGAAUUUCCAUUUGCUAAAUGUUUUGUCUGUGGAGAAGUAGGACAUCUCUCGAGAUCCUGCCCGGACAACCCAAAGGGACUUUAUGCAGAAGGACGGUGUUGCAAGCUAUGUGGCUCAGUGGAGCAUUUUCAGAAAGACUGCCCAGAGCAUCAGAACACAAGUGACAGUGUUUUAACCGUUGGCCGAUGGAGGAAAGGAAUGAGUGCUGAUUACCAAGAAAUCCCAGUGUCUUCGAAAGCUCAAAAAGCAAAACGUAAAGCGCCAAAGAUUGUUGUGUUUUAGAAAUAACCUUUGAGGAUCGACCUUCAAGAUUGCCUUUAAGUCACCUAAAAGAACAUUUGUCCCCUUGAUUUACGAAUCAGAAUAUUCUGUUCAGUUUCUGUAUCCUAAAAAGCUCUUUUGUACCAGCAGGUGGAGCCAUUAUGUACCAAAUCCUGGACAAUCUCAUUUUAGACUGAAUUUGUAAAUGUAUUUCAAAUAAUAAAUGGGCGUGUGUGUCUGCCUUGGGAUGAUAUUCAUUCCACGCAAGUUAUUCCUAAACUGCAGCAGCAGACAAUAGAAAACAUGGUGUUGUACUCUGGGUUUUACACAAAAUUAUGAUCUCACAGUUCACCAUUGAAAAUCACUGGUUUGUUUCAUGGUAUUUGACAAAUCAGGAACCUCCUACAUGCAAGUGUUUUGGCUGGUAGUUUACAGGAUCUGUCUGCACCUCCAAAUCUCAAUGAUCUAGGCUGGACACCCAUCAACAGGGCUUUGGAUUAAUUCAGAGUUGUAUGUCUUUGCCAGGUAUUUCACCUUGGAGCCGGUUCAAGUCCAGGGAGACUUUGCUUCCUCCUCCAAGAAAAGAUAUUAUUUAAACAUGGUACUCAUUUUAUAAUAAUAAAUAAUAAUCCUUGCAUUUGAUAUAGCACCUUUCACAUCUUCUAGACGUCUCAAAACGCUUCACAGAAUAUACUGUAAAGUGAAUUGACCGUAUAUCUGUGGGUGAAACAUAGCUGUCAAUUGCGCUUAGCAGUGUCCCACAAACAAUCGUGGAUUGAAGUGACCAAUUUAUUAUUGUUUUCUUGAGGGACUGGUUUUACAUCAGUCUCCGGAGGGGAAACACAGAAUUUUCUGAUCUCCAGUUUGGUAUUCAACCAACUGAGUCACCUGGGUGAUGUGUCUCACAUGUGUUAGCGACCUGUAACAAAGUCUUUCUUAAGGUUAUUUUGAUGCUCAUAUGAUGCAAAUUGAGUGUACUCGGUCCUGUUCAAACGCUGAAUAGAGUUAGUUAAGCAUUGCUGUGAAAACACAAACACCCAGAGUUUCAAGGCUUACAUAUAUUCAAAGCACUCAAGUUGCUUGUUAAUAUAGUCACAGUCUCAUUAUAUACUCAAUUUGCUCUGGAAAAUAGAUCAUAAGGUUAUAAUUUGAUUUCCCUGCUGUCUACACUGAAAGCUAAAGGUGCUUGAAUCAGAACAAAUCCAGCACUGACAUCUUCUCAUGGUAUAUAGGAAGUGUGGGGCAAGGCUUAUUCUGAUCUGAGCAUGUCACCCAUCAGUUUCAUAGCUAUUGAACAAUUGUAUUCAAAACUAUUGCAAAUUUACAGCAUCUGAAUUUAUAUGAUCUUAAAUGCCUGAAGAAUAUUGUUAAAAUUAUGAACAUUGUAUAACCUUUAUACAUAUAUUACCAAUCUAUACUGUAUUUUAUUCUGCAAAACACUGCAAAUUACUGAAUAAAUGAAAGUUAUUGAAAUGCACCUUAAUGCACAAA